Sclerotinia sclerotiorum 1980 UF-70 is the source of this 2853-nucleotide messenger RNA. RefSeq lists its product as hypothetical. Gene Ontology annotation, biological process: phospholipid transport. Lineage: Eukaryota; Fungi; Ascomycota; Leotiomycetes; Helotiales; Sclerotiniaceae. The transcript has 3 exons. The record is from RefSeq and is a predicted model, not a curated record. Gene Ontology annotation, molecular function: lipid binding. Gene Ontology annotation, cellular component: endoplasmic reticulum; ERMES complex. The coding region runs from base 1 to 2853 and encodes 950 amino acids.
AUGGAAGGUUUAACAUUGUUCCUUUUUGUUUAUUGCUUAGGUGGUCUCACAUUUCUUCCCCUCGUCGUAAUAGCAAUCCUACUUCACGCAUACUUUACCUUCCCAGUUCACCAUGAUAUCCAUUCGCGGGAAGCUGACGAGUUAAUCCUUCGACCUGGCGAUAAUGCCGAUGCUAUUAAAUCAGCACAGAAAUCCUUGGGAGAAAAGUUCCAACUUCAUAACAACCAUGAGGCAGAUGUAGCUGCCGGAUAUUUCGCUAUAUCCAGAGAAUACUCACCAGGCGGCGUGAACGGGAAGCCGCCAGAACGUACAACACCCGUGGGGUCAGCUACAGUCUCUGCGCCCAGCCCCAGCGUCUAUCAGAGCAUGUACAGAAGCUUGUUCGAGAGGAAGACAAGCAACGGCCCGCUGGAUAAUAAAGCGGCGGGGAAGCCCCAGAAGAAGGGCGGGAAUGUGUUUUACGUGGUCUUGAGGCAUGGGCAUCUAAUGCUUUUUGACGAUGAAGAUCAACUCGAAGUUCGUUACGUAGUGUCCUUGGCACAUCAUGAUGUUAGCAUCUACUCGGGACCGAAUGAUAUUACACCAGAAGGAGAAUUGUUUAUAAAAAGAAAUGCUAUUUGCUUGUCGAGGAAACAGGGUGUUGGUGAGAUAACUGCCGACGGCAAGCCUUCACAGCCCUUCUAUUUGUUCUCCGAAAAUUGCUCCGAUAAGGAAGAUUUCUAUUUCGCACUUCUUCGAAACCAAGACUCGGACUCGACUCCAAAACCGCCGAUUCCAUUGCAGUACGAUGUAAAAGAUAUCAUUACUCUUGUCCAAAGGCUGCAUUCGUCCGAGGAACAUCUUCAGACAAGGUGGAUUAAUGCACUAGUUGGACGUGUGUUUCUUGCGCUGUACAAGACGCCAGAUAUCGAGGAUUUUAUUCGGGCAAAGAUUACAAAGAAGAUAUCGAGAGUCAAGACUCCUAAUUUUUUAAGGCAAAUCGCUCUCCGUAACGUAAACAUGGGAGAGGCAGCGCCGGUAAUCACGAAUCCACGUUUGAAGGAUCUGACCGUAGAUGGAGAGCUCGUUGUAGAGGCCGAUGUUCGCUACACGGGCAAUUUCCGUCUCGAGGUUGCUGCAAUAGCUCGUCUUGAGCUUGGCGCGCGAUUUAAGGCUCGAGAAGUGGACCUAUUAUUAGCCGCCGUCUUAAAGAAGAUUGAGGGGCACAUGCUACUUCGAAUCAAGCCCCCUCCCUCAAAUAGGCUAUGGAUUACAUUUGAGACCAUGCCAAAGAUAGAAAUGACAAUAGAGCCCAUUGUGAGUUCACGACAGAUUACAUACACAUUGAUUCUUCGUCAGAUUGAGAACAGGAUCAAGGAAGUUAUCGCUGAAAGUUUAGUCUACCCAAAUUGGGACGAUUCGCCAUUCGCCAGUACUGUAGGCAAGCUAUGGAGAGGUGGAAUUUGGGCAGAUGACCGGCGCGCGGAACAUUCUCAGGAAGCCGAAGCCGUGUCCGCUGAGCAUGGAGACGUGGACGAGGUAGAGAUUUCAGAGGCUGAACAUGAUGAACCAACAUCUACGCCACAGAUUGAAAAGAGUUACAGCACUCCUGUGCUUGAUACCAACCUUUCUAACACAGUACAUUCACGCAAAGGCACAAAGUCCACUUCAAACCUUAUCAACCCUUUCCCUAGCAGCUCAUCUACUGGAGUAGAUGCGCGACCUUUGACGGGCGACAAACCACGAGUCCUUCGUUCGAGGUCCUUUGCUAAUGCGUCUAAUCCCGUCGUUACUACUGACAUAACAAACGCAGACGCUUUCAAGCCUUCGAGCCCUCCCGAGGGGGACCACGCUGCAACCGCCAUGGCUAAACUUUCCGCCAAAACGAAGCUCCCUGUACAGAGUCCUACUGGGUCUCCCAGCCGACCAACAAACUUCAAACCAAGUAGUAGCCAAUCUUCAUCAUCUUCACGGGGCUCUUCACAUUCCGAGAAGGCUGAUAUGAGCAAUUCCAUACCACAAGUCUCUUUGGAGCCAUCAUCGCUCACGGAUACGUCCAGUAUCAAUUCUUACCCCACAAGUCCAGCAAGUUUAAGUACCACAUCAAUAAGGUCAGAAUUGUCAGCUUCUAAAAACUUUGGUACCCCAAAACGUGAGAAUACCGCAUCUUCAACAAAAUCUUCAGCCUCGGAGAACAGACGACUGUCGCUUGCCGCUGUUACCAAUGCAGCGGCAACGGCUAAAACUUGGGGAUGGAAUGCUAUUCAACGACGUAGCGAGCAGAGAGGGAGCAGCUCAUCGGGAUCAACCGAAACAACCCAGCCACGCCUCAUGGGGCGCGGACAGCCGCUACCUCCUCCCGGCGUUCCUCUACCUCUCCCAGAUAAGAAGACGAAAACGGCUCCAAUCCCCGUGCCUAAGCGGAAGCCAAUGCCUCCUCUUGUUUUGCCACAAAGGCAUGAAAGAGAAUCGCCAACCGGUGGCCAGCAUCACACUGCUCCGCCGCCGCCUUUGCCUAGGCGUAAUUCUAGGAAGGAGGUCGACACUGCAGAUGAUGGUCUUUUGAUUGUGUCAGCGCCGUCAGAACCGACAACACCGGUAACUGAGGAUUCGCCACGAUACAUGCAACCGUGGGUGGAUGACGAGAUGGAUGAAAACAAACAAGCUCAAGCUGACGCCCCUUCACCUGCCGCUCUUUCACCUGCCUCUUCCGUUGCUCGUGAGCCCCCGCAACUUCCAAAGAGGCGGCAUCCACGUCGAGUUGUCUCAAGUAGCCCUGAAGAAGACGGGCAUAAAUUGCCCUCCUGGAUGGCGGCACAAGAGCAAGAAGCUCGGGCUAAAAGUACUUUUGUUGAUGAAGAUGCAGGUCUUUGA